UGGCGCCAAACCUUCAAAACAACUUGAACUCCGGCCAUUUCACCCUUUCUUUUUUGUUUUUCCCAAUUAUUAUUCUCUCUCCUCUCCUUAAACCCUAAACCCUCUUUCCCCAAUUCAAUAACUCAUCUUCCCAAUCAAUUUCAACUUAAAUCCCUAAAAAUGGAGUCGAUUUUACACUCCGAUUGCAAUUUGGGAGCCCUAGAUUCUCUCUCCUCUGAUUCAAUUAAAGAAAUUCUGGAAAGUUGGAGUUGGUUUUGCUCCACCACUGACGCACUUUUGAACGGUAAUGUUGAAGUCGAUGUUGAAGACGAGUUUGUCUCUUACGUGCAUUCUCUCUGUAAUCAUGGCCUUCGAUCGCUCGUCGAAGAUCAAUUCUUUCAAUCCCUUGAGGUAACUUUUGAGACAAGAGGUGCUUCAAGAUUUUGGCAUCAUUUUGAUGCCUACAUCAAUGGUUCAAUGUUGAUGAAUGAAGCGAGUGGUUUAGAGGAAGUACUGUACAAAGCUUUGGAGGAAUUAUCAUUGGUGAAGCAAUGCCAGGAGAGAACUUUAUUAAUGCUUGUUCAUAGCCUGCAAUCCCACAGAGAUAGUACGUUGGAUAAAAAACAUAGCUCAGAUGCAGAAAGAGUGUAUCUUCUUUCUAAUUACAAGCUAAUGGUGUCUUCAGUACUCAUGGCUUCAAUUCCACGUCAGUUUCCUGCAAUCUUAAAUCAGUAUUUUAAGAGACGGCUGGAAGAGCUAAGUACCCUAAUGGAUGGGGGCUUCCAGGAAGUACUUCAUGAUAAAGAGAAUAUGGAUUUGGAUGAGAAACGCAAAUCAUUCUCUGGGGUUGGUGAGAUGGAUAUUGAUGAACACCAUAAUAGGAAGAAGCUCUCUGAGAACAGUUUAUUAGUUAAGAACAUUGGAAAGGUGGUUCAAGACCUAAGAAGCUUUGGAUUCACAUCAAUGACUGAGGAUGCCUAUGCUUCUGCUAUCUUUUUGCUAUUAAAGGAUAAAGUUCAAGAUUUGGCUGGCGAUGAUUAUAGGAGUUCAGUCCUGGAUUCCAUCAAAGUGUGGAUACAGGCUGUACCAUUCCAAUUCUUGCAUGCACUCCUUACUUAUCUUGGCGAUUCUGUCUGCCCUGACAGCCCAUCUUACGGUCUCAAGUCACCGUUGGCUUCACAUCCAUCUUCAUUCUAUCCUGGUGUGGACUCUCCAUCAGAAGGUCUCAUCAGAUGGAAAUUGCGGCUGGAGUAUUUUGCUUAUGAAACAUUGCAAGAUUUAAGGAUAGCCAAAUUAUUUGAUAUAAUAGUGGAUUAUCCUGACAGCUCACCAGCUAUCGAAGACUUGAAACAGUGUCUUGAUUACACUGGGCAACAUUCAAAAUUAGUUGAUUCAUUCAUAUCUGCUCUAAAGUACCGCUUGCUUACUGCUGGUGCAUCAACUAAUGAUAUAUUGCACCAAUAUGUUUCAACUAUUAAAGCACUUAGGACAAUAGACCCAGCUGGUAUAUUUCUUGAAGCUGUUGGUGAGCCUAUACGAGAAUAUUUAAGGGGAAGAAAAGACACCAUAAAAUGCAUUGUAACCAUGUUGACUGAUGGAAGUGGUGGAAAUGCAAGUUCUGGCAAUGCAGGGGACAGUCUCCUUGAAGAGUUGAAUAGAGACGAGGAAAAUCAAGACAGUAUUGAUCUUGAUGAUGAUUUUAAUACUGAUGACAAGCAAGCAUGGCUUAAUGCUCAACGUUGGGAACCAGAUCCUGUGGAGGCUGAUCCUUUGAAGGGUAGUAGGAGCAGAAGGAAAGUUGAUGUACUUGGAAUGAUUGUUGGGAUAAUUGGGUCAAAGGAUCAGCUGGUUAAUGAAUAUCGUAUUAUGCUGGCUGAAAAGCUUCUGAACAAAUCUGACUAUGAUAUUGACUCAGAGAUACGGACACUGGAACUCCUGAAGAUACAUUUCGGGGAGAGCAGCAUGCAAAAGUGUGAGAUUAUGCUUAAUGAUCUGAUUGAUUCCAAGAGAACUAACAGCAAUAUCAAAAAAACCUUACCCAAGCCAUCUCAAGCUGAAGGUGAGGCGGGAAAAUCUGAGUUUUCGCUUGAUGCUCUUGCUGCAACGAUAAUAUCAUCAAAUUUCUGGCCUCCAAUCCAGGAUGAGCCCGUUAAUCUACCAGGGUCAGUGGAUACGCUUUUAUCAGAUUAUGCAAAAAGGUUUCAUGAAAUUAAAACACCUCGCAAGCUAUUAUGGAAGAAGAACCUCGGUGUUGUCAAGCUGGAAUUACAAUUUGAAGAUAAAGCUGUCCAAUUUUCAGUAACCCCACUUCUUGCCUCUAUCAUCAUGCAAUUUCAGGACCAAACUCGUUGGACGUCCAAGGAUCUAUCAACUGCCGUUGGGGUGCCUAUUGACAUUCUUAACCGAAGGAUAAACUUUUGGAUCAGCAAGGGAGUUCUUGCAGAAUCAGCUGGGCAAGAUACCAAUAAUCACAUAUUUUCACUGAUGGAAGGGGCUGACUCUAACCGUACUGGUACUCAUGGGGGCAGUAAUGAUGAACAUCUUAUGGGUGAUGAAGAAGGUGAUAGAUCACUGGCUUCUGUUGAGGAUCAAUUACUCAAAGAAAUGACAAUCUAUGAGAAAUUUAUCUUGGGGAUGCUGACUAACUUUGGCAGUAUGGCAUUAGAUCGGAUUCACAACACUUUAAAGAUGUUUUGUGUUGCCGAUCCUUCGUAUGAUAAAUCACUCCAACAACUCCAGAGCUUCUUAGCUGGUCUCGUUUCAGAAGAGAAGUUGGAACUAAGGGAUGGAAUGUAUGUCUUGAAGAAAUGAUCAACGUCAUGUGCAACUGUAUUAUUCCUUCUGUUAUACAAGUAGGAUUGAGUCAAAAUGGUAUGUAUCUUGACUUUUGUUGUUAGCAUUAUAGGUGUGGCUCAGGAGAAAAUAUGUCUAAUUUUUCUCAUUUGCUGCCUUUGAUCUCAUCACUUGUAUUUUUGUAUAUGGAUAUGCAUAUGAUUUAGAUGUGUAUAAAGUAGGACCGCGUUGGGAUAAGUGGUGAAAAGCGGUAAAUGUGAUAGUGAGCGGUGCAAUAAUAUUCUUUAAUUUGUAGUCCUUAAUUCAAAAAAUGGAAGUAUGAAGAGAUUUUGGAAUAGCCCAAAUAACAUUAUUAUCUUUGUUUUGAGUAAUACUAGACAACUCGGCCGUGGGAUGCUGAUCACUUAAAAAAUUUGGUCUGACUGAAUGAGCAUACCUUUCUGAAGGAGAGACAUGAUUAUGCAAGUGGUGGAAGUUGCAAUGUGAUCAUGGAUGCAUUUUUACUUCUUUGGCUAGGACUUAGGAGUACAUUCUGCAGCCGUUUUUGAAGGACUGUAAAUUCUCAAUAUUGAGGCGAGAAGAAAAGGCCAAACUUACAUAUAUGCACCUUUCUUGUACAUCCAGUGGCAAAUAUUUUUGUAUCUGUAAUUCUGUACUGUAUUUAAGGUUAAUUGUAACUCUUCAGAAGUUAUAAUGUUUGUAGUCUUUGAAAAAUUAACUUAACGUGCUCUAUUGCUGUUUUUAUUUAUUUAUUUAUUUAUUUAUUUAAUCCUUUUUCUUUUUGACGAGGGACUUGUUGCUGUUUUUGAAGUGCUAAAUGAACACAUUCAUACCUCCUCGCUUGCUAGUCGAGUAUUUAAGAAUGGGGAAUGAUACCCUGAUACCUCCACUUUUUAUUAUAUACUUUAUCUGUUUUUUCAUUUUUGCAACACAACUUUUUGGCACGUCAUUUGAGAAAGUA
Chenopodium quinoa (quinoa) is the source of this 3733-nucleotide messenger RNA. Its product is annotated as anaphase-promoting complex subunit 2-like. Bases 160 to 2790 code for a protein of 876 amino acids. Lineage: Eukaryota; Viridiplantae; Streptophyta; Magnoliopsida; Caryophyllales; Amaranthaceae. Gene Ontology annotation, cellular component: anaphase-promoting complex. Gene Ontology annotation, molecular function: ubiquitin protein ligase binding. The transcript has 16 exons. The record is from RefSeq and is a predicted model, not a curated record. Gene Ontology annotation, biological process: ubiquitin-dependent protein catabolic process.